Molecule: messenger RNA, 1517 nt
Organism: Dermacentor albipictus
Lineage: Eukaryota; Metazoa; Arthropoda; Arachnida; Ixodida; Ixodidae
Source: RefSeq, a predicted model, not a curated record
CCUUCAUCGCAGUAUGUUUUCGUCACGUCUGUAGCGGCUCGCUGCCUGCUAUAUAAAACGCAUUUACCUUCGGCGUAUUCACGUUCAGUGCGAUCUCAAGCGAGGCCGAUACAAACUUCGACACUAAACUCAACACGUUAUUCCACACUGAAUACAGGUCGAGCAGCCUGCAGUUCCAGCAAGACCGCAAGGCAAAUGCAAUGAAAGGGACAGAAGAGACUACGGCAAUAUUUAUCGCCGCCAUCUUCGCUGUUCUGACGGUUUCAUGCUCGCCUUCUUCUUACAACCAAUGUCCAGCUUGCCUGUGGUUACCGGAAUACCGGCCACCUUCGGCGCUACGACAGAAUGCUCGCAACGCACGCUGCUUCGAUGGCUCUCGGUCGACGGCCAAGCGGCCAGCGGAGAGGUCUCGCGCGGGAGGAGGCGUGCUCCAACAACCGGAAGGCGACGAUGUGACGUCGCAUCGUGACGCAGGGCCAGUGAAGGCGGAGCUUAGCGCCGCUCGCUCGGCGAGCGAGUUGAGGAGGAAAGGCAUGGCUAGGGAGGAGGACCACCAGCUCGUAUCGGACGCUGCGAUUAGCGGCGCCAUCUCUUCACUGAAGAACAUCUACUUCACUGAGGAAUUCGAGCUUGCGCAAUGGCAGUGGAGCCCUUUCGCCCUUAAUUUAACAUCAUUAUACUUCUCCGUAGAGGGCACUUUCGAGCCUUUUACGCGAUACUGCAAAGGAGUAGACGCCAUGGUGGAUGCGGAACUUGAGUUUAACUGGGUCGUCAAUGCAGAAUGCACUAUUGGAGAUCAGGAAGACUUCCUGGGAGCUGCUCGUGUGUAUUUCAACCAAGGGGUAGCCAAGGUCCAGUUCAAGUUGAACUCAUCCUCAGAAAAUGAAACUUUCACGUUGCGCCCAGCAGCAGUGCGUCCCACGAGGCAAGGGACUAUUUCAACCAGAUUCUACGCCAUGGAGGCGAGAUAUUACAUGGAAUCUGUGCAUAUUCUGGUGAACCAGUUGGUUAAGCUCUAUGCAAAUGAUAUACUUAGCUGGAUGUCGGAGCGUUUUGUUAUUGAGAACGUUUUAGAGUGGGAAAUGAAUAAAAUGGCGCCCUUUUACCUAGGAUUCUAGAGCAGUUAUCCAUAAAGUGCACAAAGGCACAGUACCCAAAUAACAAAACAUCUCGUUAAAAACUUUACUAGCUGCAUUAUAUAAGUGUGAUUCAUUUAUUUCCAGUCAUGUGCAAGCAAACAUGUUCCCAGGGCACGUGUACAAAUCUAAAUUAGUAACUGCAACGUUCUCCUGAGGGUCGUGCUUCAAUAAUCUCCAAAAAAGUUAAAGUUUGGCUUCUCGAACACAUUUCUGCGGGCACUGAGGUUGAAUUCAGGCGAGCCUGCUGUAAAAGUCCUGGCAUCUAUGUCUGAAUGCGUUACGCUGAUCAUUCUAAAGCAUUGGUCCUCGUGCAAAUGCCUAUUUGUCUUAUUUUAUGCGCUCGCGAUUUUUAUAUUUCAAUAAAUUUAGAAAAUCUUC